CUAUGCAAAAAAGGAAUCUGAUCUUAAUGGAGCCCAAGUCAAACUUCGAGAGUUUGAAGCAGCCCUCAAUUCUAAAGAAGCUGCACUGGCCACAGCCCUUGGUGAUAAGAAAAGUCUGGAAGGCGAAAAUGAGGAUUUAAAAGAUCAAAUUGUACAGCUUGAGAUUUCUUUAGCUGCUGCCAAGGAACAGCUUGCAAAUGAAACCUUACUGAAGGUGGAUCUUGAAAACCGUUGUCAGAGUCUCAUUGAGGACUUGGAAUUCCGUAAAACUAUGUAUGAGGAGGAAAUCAAUGAAACAAGAAGGAAACAUGAAACUCGCUUAGUUGAGGUUGAUUCUGGGCGUCAAAUAGAAUAUGAACAUAAACUGGCCCAAGCCCUUUGUGAAAUAAGAGAGCAGCACGAUGCACAAGUGAAGCUGUACAAAGAAGAGCUUGAACAGACUUACCAUGCCAAACUUGAGAAUGCUAGACUGUCCUCUGAGAUGAGCAGCUCUGCAGCCAACACAAUAAGAGAAGAACUGAAUGAAAGUCGCAUACGAAUUGAUACU
Molecule: messenger RNA, 547 nt
Organism: Fulmarus glacialis (Northern fulmar)
Lineage: Eukaryota; Metazoa; Chordata; Aves; Procellariiformes; Procellariidae
Product: lamin-B1-like
Exons: 4
Source: RefSeq, a predicted model, not a curated record